Molecule: messenger RNA, 628 nt
Organism: Chrysemys picta bellii (western painted turtle)
Lineage: Eukaryota; Metazoa; Chordata; Testudines; Emydidae
Product: ubiquinol-cytochrome c reductase complex assembly factor 2
Biological process (GO): mitochondrial respiratory chain complex III assembly
Cellular component (GO): mitochondrial matrix
Source: RefSeq, a predicted model, not a curated record
CGCCUCCUGCUGCCCCCAACUCCGGCCCGUAGCACAUGGCUUCGCUGGGCCAUGCUGCGCAUGCACCAUCUGACGAGCCGAACGGCCGCUCUGAUUUCGCAUGGGUGCGGAACGGUUCCUCUCGCUCUCCGUACUUUUGAAUAAUUCGCGAGCUUAUUCGCAUGUUCAGCGUCACGUGACCUGUGAAUCGUCUCUGGGAGGGUGCGCGUGGGCCUUAGUCCCAAGAUGGCGGCCACCCGCUACCGGCGGUUUCUGAAGCUCUGCGAGGAGUGGCCGGUGGAGGAGACCAAGCGGGGCCGGGACCUGGGCGCCUUCCUGCGGCAGCGGGUGGCCCAGGCCUUCCGGGAGGGGGAGAGCACUCAGUAUCCACGCCUAAAAGAUACGAGCUUCACUGGAGUGACAGUGGAAGAAUGCAAGCUGGUCCUAGCAACAGACAGCGGGAAACAGAUGGAGGAAAUGAAAAAAGGUAAAUGGAAAAAACUGCGAGAGAAGUUCUCUGCCAAGAAUGCUGAAGAGGACUCAAAGUUAUAACCUCUCUCCCCAGCCCCCCUCUGUACAUAUUCCUAAAGCACUGUAUAUUGCCGUGAUGAUUAAAGCCAUUCAUUCCUCUUACCAAAAGCAUUCAGAA